Parathielavia appendiculata is the source of this 800-nucleotide messenger RNA. RefSeq lists its product as uncharacterized. Lineage: Eukaryota; Fungi; Ascomycota; Sordariomycetes; Sordariales; Chaetomiaceae. The record is from RefSeq and is a predicted model, not a curated record. The transcript has a single exon. Bases 52 to 411 code for a protein of 119 amino acids.
AAAAAAGAGGCAUACUGUCCACUUUGCACGCACUUCCUCGUCACCGCCAUCAUGCUCUUCGAAGACGACACCGAGAUGGUUAUUACCCACCCUACCGAGUUGGCUAGCACUCUUCUCGUUGAGGAGUAUCCGUCCGAGGCCGAGGUCAAGACAAGGUCCGAUGACAGGCUCCAGCCGCCCAGCAAAACCUCUGCCACUCUCACCCAAUCAAGCAUCCCCAGCACUGAGGCUCAAGACCGGAGUGCAUCCGGUCUGUCUGGUGACGGCUUUGCGCUUGCCUCGUCUGCCGACGACACAGCCGCUGCCGGUACCGGGCUGUUUCCCGGAAACUGGUCGGCCGUCGGAUUGGAGGGUACCUAUUCAUGGGCAUCUGGACAGACCGAGGGCAGGACGGACAUGUCUUGGUGGUGAGUGUGCCUGCCAGUGUCUUGACUCUGCGGUAUUGUGGGCUGUAAUACGCACCAAGACUGAACACAAAAGCGGCUACAAUAGCAAUCCUUUAACCAGCGCAGACUGUCUUGGUUCUGCUCGAACGGGCCGUACAUGGGCCAUCCCGCGCGGCGGUCGGUGCAAGGGGGAGGGCAAGCCGAAGAAACAGAACAAAUCCCGCCGCCAGCUGCUUUGGGGAGAUGACGAACCGUAUCCGUAUCCGCCGAGGAGGAAUCGCAGGUUCUCGGGGUCUGGCGAUAUGGAGGUGUCAGCAAUGGUGCCACGAGGAACGGGAGUGUGAGUGGGUGGGUCGACAGAAUUGUGGUUGAGUUUGUUUCAGGCAUGCUAUUGCCCCUUUUUGCUUCCUUGCG